Molecule: messenger RNA, 2424 nt
Organism: Amblyraja radiata (thorny skate)
Lineage: Eukaryota; Metazoa; Chordata; Chondrichthyes; Rajiformes; Rajidae
Product: ninjurin-1
Exons: 4
Coding region: 80-514 (144 amino acids)
Biological process (GO): cell adhesion; tissue regeneration
Cellular component (GO): membrane
Source: RefSeq, a predicted model, not a curated record
GGCCGGGCCGGCGGAUCACCCCGCCCCCUAGGGCGGGCCCAGCGCAUCCCGAGAGCCGGCAGCGCAGCGCAGCGGGGACAUGGAACCCGAAAACAUGGAGCUGAACGGCAGCUUGUCCGGCACUGAGCAUCGAAGGAGUAGAGGAACCCAAUCCAUCAACUUUAAUCACUAUGCCAACAAGAAGAGUGCAGCAGAAAGCAUGCUGGAUGUUGCUUUACUCAUGGCAAAUGCCUCUCAGCUCAAAGCCGUGAUUGAUCAAGGAUCCAACUUCAAUUACUACGUGGCACUUGUCAUCCUCAUCAGCAUAUCACUCAUAUUUCAAGUCGUCGUGGGCAUUUUAUUAAUAUUCAUUGUCAAAUAUGACCUGAAUGACCCGAACAAGCAGAGCAGGCUGAACCAUCUCAACAACCUUGCCACAGGCAUGGUGUUUCUCAUUGUCAUUGUCAACAUUUUCAUCACAGCGUUUGGAGUGCAAAGACCACCUCCACACCACACAAAUCCACAGUCUUUUUAGCAACGGCUAAACAAGCUGAAACACAAGGAUCGACAAAAGAAAACAGACCCCAAGCAUCACCAGCAGUGUUACUACUGAGGGAAGACUGGCAGUCUCAACUGUAAUGAACACAGGAUUUUAAUAAUGAUUUGAAAAGUACUUAUGAUUGUUCAGUUUUAUAAAUUGUAGCCCUCUAUCAUUUCCAUCAGUAUCUUUGAAAAAUAAUAUUAACCAUGAAUAUAUGGAGGGUAUAAGUUGGCCAGAAUAUAUUUUAUAAUUUAUGAACAAAAGCAUCUGCACCUUAUAACAUAAAUUCAAAAUUUUGAGUGUUCAGAGGUAAGGAAUCAGUAAUGAAUCUGUAAGCCAGGCAUCACAGAGGAAUACACACUAGGAAUUAGCUGGAAGAGCCCUGAUGGUCCCUAGACCUGCCCCACCAUUCAAUGUCUGCUCCAGGAUUCGUCUUCUCGUGCUUCAGUUCUACAAAGCCCUCAGUUCCCUCAUCAAGAACCUACCUCCUCUUUUAUAUAUCUUUAAUGCCAGUCUAUGUACCUGCAAUGAUCUAGUCUCUACAACCCUUUGGUGUGGACCUGAAUGUUAACUGUCUGCCCCCUUACCCUGUGUUCAUGUCCACAUAUAUGCAACUCUCCUGCUCCCACAUCUGCCUUGUCGUGCCUCUGCAGGACCCAGUAUGGUUCCAUAAGUUGACCCCUCGUUCUGCUCAACUGCAGAUUUGUGGCAGGACACCCUCUCAUGGCGGGCAUUAGCCAAGUGAAUCUCUCCUGAUCCAUCUCCAAUGCUAAAACAUCCUUUCUUAAGCUACGGGACCAAAACUGUACGUAGCACUCGAGGUGCAGCCUCACCACAAUGUGACAGAAUCUCUAUUUCUAAACUCCAACCCUAUAUCACUAAAGGACAAUCUUGUCAUUUAUUCACUUGCUACAUCUCCUGCUAACUAUUUGUAUUUCAUGCACAAGCUGAUCAAGAUUCCUCGCCACUUUACUCAUUUGCAAUUUAUCUCUACCUAAGUCAGUUUUUUGAUACCUCCUAUCUAUAUGCUUGACUUGUUAGAUCAACCUCCAUUUGCCAUGAUUUUGACCACUCACUCAAACCAUCAUCAUCAUAGCAACAUGGUGGGCCUGUAUCUCCCCAUUCUCUCGGAUUCCCCUCUCCAAUGACUAGUCCUGUACCACAACACUCUCCUUCUCCCUACUCACCAGGCCAGUGCCUGUCUACUCUGACGUCUUCCUCUCUCCACUCACUAGGUGACUGUCUUCGGUUCAGAAUGUUGUUGGGUUUAUAAAUCUGCCGGCUCUUUUGAUUUGCAACAAAACACAUACAUGUACCAUGGUGUGUUUAUGAUGUGGUCAUACAUGGACCAUGGCGUGCUUAAGAUGUGGCCAUACAUGCAUUAUACAAUGCCAGGCCUUUAUAACAUUUCCGUACAAGAUAUGAAUCACUGCUUUUUUAGCCACUCGGGUCACUUAUGUAAUUGGAGCAAAUGCGGGAUAAAUUUUCAGGAAAAUGUUGCUUCUCUUUUUCCCUUUAUUUGACUAAAGAGCUAAAAUAAUUCUUGAUGUCGCUCUACUUUUACAUCAUUUACAUUUAUAUAAAACAGUCUGGGAUUUCCUUUUCUCAAUCCUCUGCCUCUUAAAAGAACAUUUUUGUUUCAUCAAAUAUCAUUUUCUUUCUUUUUACAUCCUGCCCUGUUUAUUGUACAUUAUCCAUGUAUUAGAAUCCUUUUCCAGUUACACCUUUUAUGUUUCUUGUAAUGCAUGAGCUGGCACAACAGCAAUGUCACAUCAUUCCUAACUGUUGCCCCAUAUUCUUAAACUCUAGGGAUUCAAGAUAGUGUUGAGGAAGGACAUCCUCCUAAUUUGAGGAAGGACAUCCUUGUGAUUGAGGCAGUGCAGCGUAGGUUCACGAGAUUGAUC